AGAGUUAUCUUUUCCAUAUUUUCUAAUCGAAUCAAUUCUAUUUGUACUCAUAAUAUUCACAGCUGCUAAAUUAUUAUUAACAAUAAUACUUGCUGGGAUUUCAUUUAAUUUCACUUAUAAAUAAAUCAAUCAAUCCACGAUCAGUUGUUGUCUCCGAUGGACCCCGCUUUCGCCCAAGACCCUCCUUCAACAAUACUACAAGAAGACGACGAAUGGGACACCGAUGGCUUUGUAAUCCCAAGCUUAGAAAUUGAAGAUCCAAAUGAAAGCAAAACACAUGCUUCUCUGGUAGAAGACUCAAAACACACAAUCGAAGCUAAGAAAGAGGAGUGUAUAUAUCUUGGACCUCAUGGAGCCCCUCCGUCUCAAGCAAAACAGGAUAUAAACUCUUCUGGACGCAAACAAAAGUUGAAGCAAAAAUUGAAGGAUGCGGAUCAGAGAAUCAGUGGAUCUGGACGAGAAAACAAGCUAGAAAAUUUACGAGAUCUUGUGGGUGGCGGCAAGAUGCAUGUUAACAUCUCCAAGAGUUCCCCUAGAGAUUGGCUAGACCCACACUGUCACGAGUCUCAGUUUGAAAAGCAAUACCCUUCAUAACAAUUUAUAAUCCUGUGUUUUUGAUCAUGAUAGUAGAACUAAAGUUCAACAAAAAAAGUUUUAGAUUACCCUCCACCAGGGUAUUUGAUAUGUAUACUUGGCCAUAAUGCCUUUUUGUUUGAAAACUUCUCAACAGAACUUGUAACUUCCAGUGUCAAACAUUUUUGAAUGUUUCCAACUCUUGUAUACAAUGCGAUCAAGAUUCGAGAUCA
Molecule: messenger RNA, 806 nt
Organism: Erigeron canadensis
Lineage: Eukaryota; Viridiplantae; Streptophyta; Magnoliopsida; Asterales; Asteraceae
Exons: 3
Coding region: 157-594 (145 amino acids)
Source: RefSeq, a predicted model, not a curated record